Messenger RNA from Triticum turgidum subsp. durum (durum wheat), 762 nucleotides. NCBI's taxonomy places the organism in Eukaryota, Viridiplantae, Streptophyta, Magnoliopsida, Poales, Poaceae. The record is from the annotation of a GenBank genome assembly.
AUGUCUGGUCCUCUGCUACAGAUGGAUACUGCGAUAUCUCUGCGCAAGGUAAUCAGGUGCUUGGAACUCCUUGUUGCUGCCAUCGUUGAAAUUUGGCCUCUUUGCACUAUUGCGUACUGCCAACCGGGUUCAAGCUCAUGGUUGGUGAGUGAACUUGGCAGCAAAGGGUCGGUCAUAGACAUGAUGUUCUAUGAAGGUAUGUUGUAUGUCAUUGACGAGUUCAACAACCUUUUGGCAAUCAAUGUCAGAGAGGACAAUGAUAAUGGCAAGUUAAGGGUGUCUCGGAUCGAGCGUCUACUUGAUGGUGCCCCCUGUGUCUUAAAGUUGAUCCAAGGUGGCAUCUCUUACUUCGAGUCGUAUCUAGUUGAAUCUCAUGGUGCACUACUGCUGGUACAGAGAACAAUAUUUGGUGAAUGUGAUAAUGACACGAUUGGUGGUAUCAAGCCAGUAGGGAUUGAAUUUGAGGUGUGUCAGUCAGACUUCCAGUCUCGAAGUUGGGUGAAGGUGAGGAGUGUUGGGGAUGACCAGGCAUUGUUCGUCAGCCAAAGUUCAUCCCAAUCUGUUGACGUGUCUCAGUACAAGCUGAAGGGGGAUUGCAUCUACUUCAUGGAUGAUGGCAGCUGUGACUGGUUCUGGAAGGAUGCGCCAAGUUCUUGUGCUGUAUAUGACAUGCGAGAUGGAAAUUGUUUCUUCAUACCACUGCCGACAGUAGCAUGCAAGGACGUCAAAAUGCUAGCGGCGUGGCUUUUCCCUCAGAACUGA